GAGUAGAUUAGUCCCCUUUGGUUAACAAAUGUGCCAAUAAUGGUGUAUGAUUCAUUAUUGUUCCACUUUAAUAAAGUAAAUAUAUCCACCUUAUUAAGAGGAUUUGAGAUGUGAAUCAUAAAACCUAUUUACCUUAUUUAGAAGGUUUGAGAAUAAUACAACUUUAUCCAAAUGGUUUUAAAAAUAUAAGAAAUUUUAACCUCACCCUCCCCUAAUUGAAAUAAACAUGUAAAGUUACACUAUAAAAACAUAGGUCCUCUAGCCUAUGAUAACCAAAAAAAAAAAAUCCCACCUUUGAUACCACCCUUUUCCUAACAUCUCUACUCCACCCUAUCCUGCACACCAUGGAAUUUUCGAGAGCUAGAGAUAAGGUGGUGGUGAUAUUAGGCCCCACUGCAUCUGGGAAAUCCCGACUUUCUAUCGAUAUUGCCUCCAUAUUCCCUUCUGAAAUCAUCAAUUCUGAUAAAAUUCAAGUCUACAAAGGCCUUGACAUUACCUCUAAUAAAAUAUCAUUAGAGGAGCAACUUGGUAUUCCUCACCAUUUAUUAGGAAACAUCGAUUCAUCAUCGAGUCUUGACGAGAUAAGCACUUCUCAAUAUCGUUCAUGGGCUUCGUUGUUGAUCUCUGAAAUCAAUAAUCGUGGAAACAUUCCUAUUGUUGUAGGUGGGUCAAACUCAUUUGUCUAUUCCCUUUUAGCAAAACAAUUUAACCCAAACGUGGACGUAUUUUCCAAAUCCUCCCAAGGAUGUUUUGAGUUAAAGUAUGAUUGUUGUUUCCUUUGGGUCUAUGUUUCACCACCUAUAUUAAACAAAUAUAUAGAUAAGCGAGUCAAUGACAUGCUUGAAAAAGGGAUGCUUAAUGAGUUGGCCGAGUUUCACCGAUCUGAGAGAAUGGGUAUGCAUCAACCUUAUAAAGGGUUGGCGAAGGCAAUUGGUGUUCAAGAAUUUGAAGAGUAUUUUAAAAGGUAUGCUAGUGAAAUUAAUGUGUUAGAGGGUGACGAAGUUCAAAGGCGUAUGUAUGAGGAAGCUGUGAAAGCUAUAAAAGAAAAUACAUGUGAACUAGCAAGGAGACAGGCGGAAAAGAUAAACUUUUUGAAAACAAAAGGUUGGAAUAUCACUAUUUUAGACGGAACUUAUUCUCUUCAGGCAUUAUUGGAUGGAUCCAAGAGUUGGUUUGACACAUGGGAGACCCAAGUUUUGAAACCAAGUGUGGAAAUUGUCAAGAGCUUCCUAAAAGCAUAA
Chenopodium quinoa (quinoa) is the source of this 1241-nucleotide messenger RNA. Its product is annotated as adenylate isopentenyltransferase 1, chloroplastic-like. Gene Ontology annotation, biological process: tRNA modification; cytokinin biosynthetic process. The transcript has a single exon. Gene Ontology annotation, cellular component: mitochondrion. Gene Ontology annotation, molecular function: AMP dimethylallyltransferase activity; tRNA dimethylallyltransferase activity. The record is from RefSeq and is a predicted model, not a curated record. Bases 345 to 1241 code for a protein of 298 amino acids. Lineage: Eukaryota; Viridiplantae; Streptophyta; Magnoliopsida; Caryophyllales; Amaranthaceae.